Parasteatoda tepidariorum (common house spider) is the source of this 563-nucleotide messenger RNA. RefSeq names its product ribosomal protein S17 (gene RpS17). Gene Ontology annotation, biological process: translation. Gene Ontology annotation, molecular function: structural constituent of ribosome. Gene Ontology annotation, cellular component: ribosome. Lineage: Eukaryota; Metazoa; Arthropoda; Arachnida; Araneae; Theridiidae. The record is from RefSeq and is a predicted model, not a curated record.
GCUUGUACGCCAUCUGUAGCCCAUUUUGAUGACCAAAAGUAAAGAAUUUUAGCACCGCCCCUAAUAUCGGUAUUUACUUAGUUCGUUUUGGCAACAAUCUAUUGCAUUCAUGUUGUUUUGAUCGUCGGUUGAACUAAUUUUCUGGAAGAAAGAUGGGUCGUGUGCGAACAAAGACCGUAAAAAAGGCCUCUCGGGUCAUCAUUGAAAAAUAUUAUACUCGCCUGACGGUUGAUUUUCACACAAACAAAAGGAUUUGCGAUGAAAUUGCCAUCAUUCCUAGCAAGAAGCUACGAAACAAAAUCGCAGGGUUUGUCACUCAUUUAAUGAAACGUAUCCAAAGAGGACCCGUUAGAGGUAUUUCUAUCAAACUGCAAGAAGAAGAAAGAGAGAGGAGAGAUAAUUAUGUGCCUGAGGUAUCUGCCAUUGACAUGGACGUGAUUGAAGUUGAUCCAGAUACUGAUGAAAUGUUGAAACAAAUGGAUGUUGGUAAAAUUCCAGGUUUACAAGUAGCAAUGCCAUUUGCUGGAGGACCUAGAGUAUAAAAUAAAAGAAAAAAAAUUGAA